AUGGCUUUCACUUUACUUGUCCUCUUGGCCCUGUGGGGUGACGCAGAUGCCUUCUGCAGCAGCCCCGAAGCAUGUGCAGCCCAAAGCGAAGCAAUGCUGCAAAGACACAAGAUGAAUGGAACUGUGCAGGUCAGCGACCGCCAAGAAAGCCACCUUGGAGGCUGUGGAAUGGGCACAGGAGGACAGUGCUACACCAACACAGAUUGGAAACACAAGCUUGCCAAUCUCUUGGCUGGUGGCAGCUCCAACUUUUUCGAUACCUUCUUCAAGGUCUGGGAUGACCUGUCUCCUUCUGCUGGCUGGAUUUUUUGUUGGGGUGACCGCAGUGGCUCGUGGAUCGUGGGCAACACCUACGGCACGAGUGGAUCCCUCUAUGAUUCGUACCAAGGCCUCACGUACUUGCGAAACCUCUUCAUUGACCCGCAGGAUUCACAGGACUGGGGCACCGUUGGCUUAUACAUGGGCUUCUUUUGCCCGGCAGGUUCAUCUGUGGAUCAAUUUACCGAGCUCAAAGCAGGAUUUGCUUUCAACAAGUGUGACUCGGGCCUGAACUUCAUGUUGUCCAUCAGCGCCGACACCAUGGAGUGCUUCGCGGACAAGUUCGCGCCGGGGCUCUCGCGCUUGGCGGGGCUGGUGCCCGAGCUCAGCCUGGGCAUCUCAGUGGACCGGAAACUCUCCAAGUCGGUGCUCUUGGCCCAUGGAGAUGGGGAUGAUAUCCGAGUGAAUGGUGUCACGAUCAAGCCUCAUCUCGCCAUGAGCAUUACAGCGCGUUUGUCCGUGGGGCAGCUGGUGGGUGCAGACGACACCAUCGGCGACAUUUUGGCGGGAGACCUCCAGAUGCAGGUGGCGCUGGGCUUUGAUGGCAGUGAGAAUGUGGUGAGUGCGCUCAACUGGCUCUCCAGUAGUGACCUGGGCGAUUCCCUACCAGACCUCCUGGGCGGUGCCGCCUCUGCUUACUACGUGGGCCCGGCCGCGGCGGCCGCUGGUUUGCGGCAGGCGGGCGCGUCCUCCCAGGUGGUGAGCCUGGUGGAAGGCAUGCAACGAGCCACCCUGGUGCAGAGUGUCACCGGCUAUGUGACCUUUGCGCUCAGUGGAGUCUCCAAUGGGAUCUUGCCAGACAUGUCCUUCCAACUCACCCAGGUGAAUCUCAUGUUGAGGAGUGGACCAGCAAGCAGCAAUGAGGAUACCAACGUGGCUGAAUCGCAUUUGCCUGGGAUGUAUUUUUAUCUCUCAUCAGACCUAGGCUCCUUCGUGCAGACCAUCGUCCGGACGGUCUUGGGGCAGGUUGGGGGCCUGUUGGAUGUCAUUGGGGUGAACGUGGACAGCGGCAUCUCCUUGACUGCCAACCAAGGAAUUGGCUUCUUCGUCAAUACUGCUGGAUUGGGCUUCAUCACCACGGUGAAUGUGGGCAACUCCGCUACUACGGUGCGCUGCGCUUUCAAGUUCGGGAAUCAGAAGUUGAAGUGCAAGGCUCGCCUCGGCUGGGCCGAGCUGUUUCUGCAGUCCGGCAAGUAUGUUGUGAACAAGAUCAACAACUUUGCAGGCAGCGGAGCACAAGAAGUGGCAACCUUUUUCAAGGAGAAUGUGGGGGGUAAUGGCGCCAAAUUUGCCAAGAGCGUGGUGAACAAGGGCAAGAAAGUGGCCAACAAGAUCAAGUGCAAGCUCUCCAACCUGCUGGGCGGCAAAUGUGGUAAGUCGGGUGGAAGUCCUUCCAGCUGUGGAGAUGGCACAGAGUAUGUCAUCAAGAACGAGCAGGAUCGAUGCUUUAUGGUCUCACCAGAUUGCUUUGAGCCAGAUUCUUCUGGUAAGGUCUAUUGGCGAGAUUGCCGACCUGCCUUCGACGAAUGCACCCACACGUCAAGCAGUUAUGCUGAGCAGAUGAAGAGCUUUUGGUACUUCACCAAAGAUAAAUUCCUUUGCAACGAGUACCUCAACAACAUGUAUUUCGCUGAUAUCAGCGAUCCAGACAACAAUCCCAAAUGCAUUCGCCUGAUCGAUCAGACGGUGGUGUUUUCGAAUUCUCCGACGCGAAUCCAUAUUGCCAAGAAAAGCACCGAGAGGUUUCGGAUCGCUUUCGAUGGUGUCACUGGCCCGUACGGGCAGGUUUGCUUCCAAAGCUCUUCUGCUGGCAGUUUCCUGAACCAGGGCCGCCGUCGGAGGCGCUAUUGGCAGCAGACCUAUGUCAGAGGCUAUGACGGUGGCCGUCGGAGGCGCAGAUGUGACAAGGAUGGAGCCAAUAAGAUGAGGAUCUAUCAAAAGUUGGAGCCGGGGAACGGAGGCAACUAUGAGAAGGAAAAUGGAGAUCAACAAUUUCACAAUGGCUGUGCAAAGACCUCCUCGCACAUGUAUGAUGCUGGUGAGUUAUCGCAGGAUUUGCGAGACUUUGGAGGAGCCUCAUGGGCAGUGUCAGAUAUCCUGGAGGCUGAGGUGCCCAAAGUUCAAGAUCAGGAGCUUUACCAAUCCCUGGCGGACGCUGCAUCGGCCAGAGACCUGGAGCAGCUGCUGGAGAUCACCGACGCGCACUUGACAGAGCUGAGCAGCAUCAAUGCUGCAUUUGCCUUGAUCCGCGCGGCGAGGAUGCUGGAGGCGGAAAGAAAGAGGAAGGAGGAGGAGCAGAAGCCGCCCAACCCGAAGCUCCUCAACCUUCUCCGACAUGUAGAAGGUAUGGUGCUGACGGAAUCGCAUCGCAGAGGAGGCUUUGAACGCGCCGACGAGUCUGAGGACUCCUCUGACGAUGGCGAGGACCAAGGGCUUCAGCUGGCGUGGACCCUGUCGGCCAUCAGUUGGGCCUUGGGCCUCCUCCGCUACCGGAAUGACGAGAUGCUCUUUAGCCUUGCCAGUCUGGUGAAGCCACGCUUUCCACAUUUUAGUCCACACCAGCUUCAGAACUGCCUCUGGGCCUUUGCUUCCUUGGGCAUGAAAGAGCCUGGGCCCUUCUUUGGGGCAGCUGUUGAGACCAUCGAGCCCAGAAUUGCUGAUUUCAGCAAGGAGAGCUUGGUGGCGAUCCUCACCUCCUUCGCCAAGGUCAAGGUCUUCAGCGCGAACCUGUUCGAUGAUGCGGCCGAGGUCUUGGCGAGCGCGGGUGAGACCCUGCGGCCUCAGGACAUUGCGAACUGUACCUGGGCUUUUGCUAUGUCUGGGCACCCGCACCCAGAAAUCUUCAGAGGCCUGGGGAACUCUGCGAAAAAGCGCCUGGAGGAGUUUCAGCCGGAACAGGUGGCGCUCUUGGUUUGGGCCUUCGCCUUCGUGCGCUACCGAUCCGAAGAGCUCUUCGAGGCUGUAAAAUGCGAUGUGGCUCAAAGACACCAGGACUUUACGCCAGAUAGCCUGGCCAACGUCCUGCAAGCCUUCGCUUUAGUUGGUCAUCGAGGUAGCCAGGUGAUCCUCGAGGCGUCCUCCAAGUAUAUCAUCGCGAACAUGCAGGCUUUCAGGCCAAAGGCCUUGGCCAAGCUGGUGUUCGCUAUCAGCCAGACACGCUAUGCCAAUGCGACUUUGUCAAAGGCCAUCGCAUCGGAGUUCCUGCGCAUCAUGGAAGAAAUACCUGGGCCCAUGUUGACAGCCAUGCUGGUGGCCUUCUCCAAGGUGCAGUUCAACUCCUCGGAGUUCUUCCGGCAGGCCGCGGCCAAGGUGGCUCCGAUUUUGGUGGACUUUGAAUCGUCCGCCUUCGUCAGAUUGUUGAAGCUUUUCGCCGCCAACGGUGGCAUCGACCAAAGCCUUGUCCAGGACAUUACCGAGGAGGCCAUCGAGCGAAUCCCCAACCUGCGUGCCUCCGAGCUGGUGAUGCUCACAAGGACCAUGCUGUCGAUGUGCCAAGCCUCACCUCAUCUUCUCGAAAACUUGGCCGAUCACGGAAGCAAAGUGCUUCCUCAGAUGUCGCAGAAGGAGUUGGCGUCCUUCAUUCGCUCCCUAAGCGGCAUGGGUCUCACGUCUGCUUCGAGCACGGGCGAAGCCAUCUUUAAGCAGGCAGCGAUCAAGGCCGCUCGGCAUCUCAUGGCCAAGAAGGAGGACCGGCGGUCCAAGACCUCGGACAUCGCUUGCUUGUCACGAGCCUUUGCUCGUGCAGCGUCUGCCACGGGUCCAGUGGCCGACAAAUUUCAGGCUGCCGGCUCCGAGCCGCCUUCAGAACUGUUGGAGGUGAUCAAAGGCUUUUUGCAAGCAGCGGUGAAGGAGGCGCACUUGCGGGACGAGUUCCGCGCUUCCCCGUCCUGCCUCGUGGGCGUGCUGUGGGCCGCCUCGCAGUGUGGGGUGCCCUGUGAUACUCUGACGCAGGUGGCCAAGGGCGUUUUGCUUCCACCCGAUGCCGGCGACUCCAGCCAGCUCCGGAAACUGCAGCUGCCCGAGCUGGCCGAGCUGGCGCAGGCCUUGACCUCACUGGGCGUCGAGGUGCCGGAGCUCUACCGGGCCAUCUCCGACGUGGCCAUUCAAUGUCUGCAGGAUCAAGCUAGCGAUGUGAUCCCAGAGAAACGUUUGGUGCCCGCUGCUGAGCUGCUACGCUUCUUGGCCACUGCUGGGUUGCUGGCCUCUGGCUUGGCACGCGCGAUCUCCGAAAAGGUGCUGGAGGCUCUCACGGAGGCGGAACAUGGGAAGACGAAGGUGCCAGCCUGGGUCAUGGCACGCUGCAUUGCUGGCCUCGCCAUCGCCGUCCAGGUGGAGCCCGUGAUCUCCGCGCUGAAAGCGCUCUCGCGCGCGGCGGCGCCCCGUGCGGUCGAGCUGCUUCCGGAGGAGAGGGCCUUGAUCUUCUGGAGUCUCAGUUUGCAGAGUUGUUACGAGGCCAUCUUCGAUUCGGUCCUGGAACAGACUCCAUGGACCUUCUGGGCGCCGAAUCCCAAGGAAGAGUUCAUCGUAGAGGACGGUAACGUCAUCCCCAGCGGGAAGCUCAUUGCUCUUUGUCAGGUUCACUUGGCGGAUCUCGCCUUGCAGCUCGAGGGCGGCCGCAAUCGCAAGGGACUGUCGCCGGCACAGAGGCAACAUGUCCUGGAAGCGGCUGGAUUGAUGCAGCGGAUGAACCUGGAUAAGGAACCAUUGUCUGAACCCGCAGAGGCCAUUUCUGAAGCUCUCAGUGCCAUGGAUUUGGUGCCAUUGCUGGGGCAUAGCUCGGUUGAGGGUUUGCCGUUGGGCAUUUGUGUCUCAUCUCCAAGCAUGAGGCACACGACAGUGACCAUUGAGGUGGAUCAGCCUGGAGACUUUCUCUUGGACAUCGACUCCAGCUAUGCCCACCGUUUUCCACCAACAACUCUGAGGAGAAGAUUGCUGUGGCGCUUAGGCUAUAGCGUGGUGGUCUUGCCAUGGUAUGAGGUCAGAAGCUGCAAUAGUGAGCAGUUGCAGCAGCUACUUCGCACGAAGCUGGCUGUUGCUCCGCCCUCGCCCUUCGUGGAGACCGCGCGGCAGGACUCCCAACGACCGGAGACUGCAGGACAUCCAUUCCUUGGACCAGAUACCAGCAGUCAAAGCAGCGAAGAUGCUAGAUCAGCCGGCAAUGGCGCCCGACUCAGGGGCCAAAUGCUGAGGCCACCUGGCUUGUGA
Messenger RNA from Durusdinium trenchii, 5523 nucleotides. The record is from the annotation of a GenBank genome assembly. Lineage: Eukaryota; Dinophyceae; Suessiales; Symbiodiniaceae.